This is a messenger RNA of Pisolithus orientalis, 405 nucleotides long. RefSeq lists its product as uncharacterized. The transcript is spliced from 3 exons. Bases 87 to 308 code for a protein of 73 amino acids. The record is from RefSeq and is a predicted model, not a curated record. NCBI's taxonomy places the organism in Eukaryota, Fungi, Basidiomycota, Agaricomycetes, Boletales, Pisolithaceae.
CCUGCGGCGGCAGCCUUCGGAUCUCUCCUGCUCAUCGGUUUUUUUUUUCCCCCUUGAAUUGAUCUAAGUAACACGAUCACCCACCCAUGGCACGCACAACAUACAUACCUCUCUCGCUCCUUGUUCGCUGGGUUGCAAACGGUACUUCAUACAAUAUCACCGUAGCAACAAGAUGGGCCUCCGAUGUCCGCUGCCUUUCGUGCCAUCCGCGAGCUUCCCUGUCCCGGCAGGCCCUGACAUCCGACCACUGCCUGGGCUAUAAUCCUCUGCAGUUGGCACAAUUGGAUCCAGUUACUGCAUAUGUCUAGUGACGAGCCUGUGCCAAAGCAACGAUCAAUUGGAGGUCGGGCUCAGGGCAACACUCGAAUCACAUUGCUAUGGUAUGGAGGGUAUGAGUAUAGGGAC